AUGAUAGAAGCUAUACUGAAGAUAAAGGCCUGGGGAAUAAUGCAAAAAUGCAAGUCUAUUAAAACCACUGAUAAUCUUCUGAAAUACGACGCCCCAAAAGACUACAUAAACAUACUAAACCACAUAUUCGGGAGCGGUAACAUAGAAGUAGAAUGUGCAGCUGGCGCUGAAGAAGCGAGUGCUAUCGCUGCUAUGGUUAAGAAUAGAAUUCGCCAGUACUUUGCAUACAACUCGUACGGCGUGGCAAUUAUGAACAAUUUAUACAGCGAAUUGAAGGGUGGAAACGAGGAAGAAAUUGCAUAUUGGGCUAUCUGUCUAAUCAAUGAAGCUAUAAGACAAAACACGCUUAUAUACAGCCCAGAAUGUGGGAUGCACAAACAGGUAGACGAGAAUAAGCCGUUGGAGAAUAUAGAACAGCCUGAUAAAAGCAUUGAUCACCGCACUAGAACAUACACCCUGCAGAUUGAUGCUGCAGACUCUUUAGGCUUGAAAGUUUUGCUUGGGUCCACCGCAGAGAGCGCGCUCCGCGAUCUUUUCUUCUCCAUUUCUACUCUAGUGCACUCCAAGAGUCUGGACAUAAAUAUUUUAAAAAAAUACUUGACAGAAAAAAAACUCUACACUUUGAAUAAAUUGUAUACGCCAGAUGAAGAAAAUAGUACACUGCUCGUGGACUCUGGGCUGAAGCUUGUAUACACAAAAUACCACAACCUUGCAGACCUAGUUGAGAAGGUUGAAGAGCUGGAAAAUAGCUCCAGCGAUAGAGAGCUGAUACUUGACAGAGUUAGCAAUGUACUUACCCAGAACGAGCUGGCAUUGGCUAUUUCUAUCUUUGACAACAUAGAUGAAAUAAAAGAAGAAAAAACAGUACAGAAAGGCAUACUUGAUGCAAUAGAGUACAUAGCGAGCAGCACUGAUCGCUUGAACGGGCCAGAUGGGCAAAAGGUGUUGAAGAUAAACACAGACUUGACUGAGUUUUACGAAGAGUACAUAGAUGGGGAUAGAGGUCUGUAUAGCAUAGUCAAUGGAAGAAAAGAUGAGUUAGUUACACAGAUAAAUAACAAGAAGACAAUUCGAAAGGAAAAGAUAACAGCCCGAGACCAGGCAAUAAAUGAGAAAAAGAGCGAUGCAGUGAUUAACGAGCUAGCCUGCUCUAUCGACAAGCUAGACAACGAAAUAUACUCCUUAGAAUGCAGCGUGAAAAAGGAGCGGCUGCAGCUUGAUAAUAUUAAAGACAACUUGGCAUCUUUGACCAGCAUAAAACAGAUCCAGAAAUACCACAUAGUCAAAAAGAUAGAAGAAGAAGCGCUAAGAAAAGGCGUGAAGACAGAAGUGGUGCUGAAGUUCUUCUUUGUAAGAAUACCUCGAGAAGACCUGGUUAAGAAUCUGCCAAUGUUAGAAAAUAUUUUCGUGGUAGCAAUGGGAGCUAUUGCAGUACUAAUAAUCAUAUCAAGCAUUAAAAAUCUAGUGGGCAGCAUAAAGACUGGUCUUCUAAAUUAG
Molecule: messenger RNA, 1497 nt
Organism: Nematocida minor
Lineage: Eukaryota; Fungi; Microsporidia
Exons: 1
Coding region: 1-1497 (498 amino acids)
Source: RefSeq, a predicted model, not a curated record